Pyricularia oryzae 70-15 is the source of this 5292-nucleotide messenger RNA. RefSeq lists its product as uncharacterized. The coding region runs from base 1 to 5058 and encodes 1685 amino acids. Lineage: Eukaryota; Fungi; Ascomycota; Sordariomycetes; Magnaporthales; Pyriculariaceae. The transcript is spliced from 2 exons. The record is from RefSeq and is a predicted model, not a curated record.
AUGGCUUGUCCCAUUCCUAGCGACCAGAUUCGCCAGAACCUUGAGCGGUCCGCUCGCGAAAAGGGAUUUUGUUCGCCUUUUCAGCUGGGAGGUCCAUACAAACUAGGCUCACAUAUCGAGAACCCAACUGUGGGAAAUGGUGAUCUCAAGCAUCCGGAACCAGACUUCUACUUCGCCUGCCCACCAAACAAGUCUUAUAUCUUCUCAGUUGCCAGGAAGAGCGGACAUGGAGGGCAUGGUAGACCAUCCGGGAUUCGGCUUCAAGGUGGCUUCCUUCCCUACCGAGACAUCACUGCCGACACCUCUGAGCACACCUGGUAUCGGGCGUCUCAACUCCAAAAGACCCACCCGGAUAUUUGUAAGAAAGUCAACAAGCGCCCCAAGGAAUGGGAGGAUCUGUACGACUACUUUGAUGGCGAGGACAUCUACCAGAUGGGUGCCUACAACGCCUGGUGCGUGGUUAAUCUGCUCUACGAGAUGAACCUCCACAUUAGCGAAGACAUCGAGGCCGAGUGGAAGAAGCUGAUGGAUUUGGCUCUCUACGAAUGGCUCGCCAACUUUGAUGAUGCCAAAGAAAAGCUUCUCGCUUUUGACAGGCACAAGACCACCCGCAGCAUCCUCACCGUCCUGGAUGAUGCGUCCAACGUCUUUGAUCUUGACGCACUGACGAGGAACCAGAAGGCAAUGCUCGCGAUAAGGACUGGCCUACUGCGUGAAAAACUGCUGGCAGAGUCAACAGAGAACAGUGGCGUGACUGUGCCUACCCAGUUCAAGCCGACCUUGCGGGUUCCUGAGGCUACACAUGACCAUUACGUCAACAUGCCACUGUCAGCUCCACCAGCCGUGUCCUAUUUCCAGACACAGUCGACCCAGCCCCAGUCUUCUCAGAUUCCGGCCUCGACGCCAGUGCUUUGCAGUACUCUCAGUGACGAGACUCGAUCGAGCUUCAAAGAAGAGACCAAAGGCCCCAAGAAUGACUACCCAAAGACUCCAGAGCAUGGGCGUUUCCAUAGUCGCAGCAAUCACGUUUCCCCGGUCAAGUUUCCUCAGCAUCGUCAACAUGCACCCACUGCUCCAGUGCCUGUCUUCUUCGGCUCACAUUCCCCUGACAAGGGAGAUCAACGGGGCCAAGUGCCAGCGCCGUCGCAGCCUGUUCAACGGGGAGUAUCUGCUCCUUUUGGUUUCCAGUCGCAACAGCAGUUCCCUGUUGCGGUCCCUCAAGGUUAUCAAGGUCCGCAGAUGCAGCCUCCGCCUGUAAUGCCGGAGCAGAAUCAUCGGGUUCGCUUCCACCCGUCCUCGUCGGUCGACAACAAUCAGGCCUACAGCAACAAACAGCAGCCGGCUCGGUCCCGUCAUGCUCAGCAGCCUUCUAAUGGCAACAUGUCUCAUCGCUCACGCAAUUCGAGCACAAGCCCCCAGAAGAACGGCACUUGGGAGCCACGCGACGUGCCAAACUCCAUCCACGGCCCUGUGGUGUGCCGCCCCGGUUCCCGUCGUGACAGCACCUGCCACGACGGCGGCUCAAACCUGUCACUCAACAGCGAGACCCGUCACGCUUCAUCAUCGGUGUUGGAGGACCGACAGAACCUACCCCAUGGCCAACAUAACGGCCAUCACCACAAGCAACAACUGUGCGCCAAUCAUCACCUUGGCCCAUUUGAGCCUUCGGUCGAGUGCGAAUGCCGCGCGUGCUGCGAGAGGAGCCGCAGCGUCAUCGUCUUCUUUGACAAGGAGUCUGUGGCCGAAUCUCACUUGGAGGAUCUGCGCAGGAUCUUUAGCCACUGGGGGCAGAUAGAGCAUGCAUGCAUCUUGUCGAGACGUCCUUAUUAUCAUCACAAAGCCACCUUUGAAGUGGCUGCUGUUCGGUACCAUAGCGAUUCCGUACCACCAGCCGUCCUCCGCGACAUGUUGCCGUCACGCCCAUGUCGUCUGGGCAACAGUAUAGUCCGCGCCAGGCAUCCCAAGGGAUCCAAACACUUCAAGGGCUAUCCGACCUCACCGAACCGUCGUCGCAACUCUGUUGCCAACAGUGCAGCGGCUUCGGGGUCUCGGCCGUCGCAUCAGUACCCAGGUCAGGCCAACCACUCCAUGCCGCCGCCUUCUUGGCCUGCCAACGACAAGCAGGUUAAUGGCAACGGUCCUAACCAUGGUCGACAUGCCAAGAAGCCUGCACACGUCGGGCAAUUGACGCUGGGCCGCGAUCAACAGCAACCGCAGUAUGGUAACAUGGGGCAAGGUCAGACUGGUCUGCCGACUCCACCUAUGUCGGCAAAUCUCAACAUACCAGCACCGCCAGUGCAGGCAUCAGUGCAUAACAUGGUGGGAUUGCCGUACCAAAUGGCACCUCUGCCUACUGGAAUGUCUACAUAUGCCCAUAACCAGCCACCGUUCAACUCGGUCACGACGUACCCUUCAAUGGCUAGUGCUCCGUUGCCUGGCCAGGCCACGUUCGCUUACCACCCGCAACCCGCUCCUCACAACCUACCUCAGCAAGCUGGUCCGUUUCUUGGAUUACCCGCGCCUCCUGCGGUCCCUGCGGUCGCUGCUGUUCCUGGUCCUGGCCUACCUGUCAAACCCAUGGUAGUUGCGAGCGCCAAUGGAGGGCAGAGCGUCUCAUCUCAGACCGGAAAAGACACCCGCCAUAAUAGCAUCACGGUAUCUCGAGAAGGCUCUCACAAGAAACAAGUUCCUAGCAACAAGGUCCAACCACCUCUUGCGGGCAGCCCAAUGACCCAGAAGGAGUUCGCUGAGAAUGGCAAAGUCGAAGCGACCAAGACCAACGAGCCGAAGAAGGUGCCUACGGCCAUCGUCACAGAUCUACAUGGCCAGGCCGAUUCCGGAUCAUCCACUGCCAAUUCGUCCUUUGUGAUCUUGACGCCCGGCUCAUCCUUCAACAGCGCCAGCAACGAGAACUCGCCGUCUCGGACCCAGCCUGAGCCAGAGGCCCGCGACCGCGGUGUAAUCGACUAUGGUACCGUUCGUAUUCGCAUCAAGAAGAACCUCGGUCCGAGCUCUCUUUUCAAUGAGUGGAUGGUAUCUGCCGAGAACGAAGCAAGCGACACUGAGGGAACGGUCAUCGAACCUUCGGCGGACGCUGAACAAGGUGACGUCGUUGUAGUCUCGACCGACACUAGCAACGGUAAGGGUUUGCCGCAGGCCGAUUUGCACUCUGUAAUGCCUGCGGAUGAGAAAUCGGGAAACCCUGAUCUGAGGUCGGAUGGUGGCAGGCACGUUUCGGCCACGACGAACGCUGACAUAAAUGCGACUGGCAUGCCUCUGGCCGGUGACCACGAACAGCACGAUGUGCCGCAGAAGCAGAGCGGGCCCAAGAAGGGUAAAAACAAAAAGAAGAACAAGGCCAAGCAGCAGCAGGGUCAAGAGAGCACAGCUACAAGCUCUGUCGUCGACCGCAAUGAGGCCCACUUUGCAGCGGACGGCAACCAGAACUAUGGCCAGGAGACUGGUGUGCAGGGUCAAGAUGGGCAAGAUAAGAAAUCAUGGAAAAAGAACAAGCGAAACCACCCCAAGAAGACGUUCCAGGCGCCUUCGGAGAAGAGCGACGGAAGCCGCGCAAUGAGCUUGGCGUCUGGUCCGUCUGGUCGAGUAACUCCAGAGCCUGCGGUGCAUGACAACCAAGCAGGCGGUACGGCCGCUGAAGCCAAGCCUGCUGCCACCAACGGGCCACCUUCACCGCCGCACGGAACGGCUGGCUUGGCUGUGACCAAGACGCGCGCUGGUCGAGAAGGACCCGCAACUCUAGCCCAUGAUGACAUCCCCGUCAUUGCUCCUCCAUCGGUCCAGACCGGGCCCGACAGCUCGCCUUUUGCAUCGCAAAAGGACGAGAUUACUCGGCAGUUGAGCGACCGAGAGCCUGCGGUUUCUACGGUCAUGACCAAGCCUCCUCCCAAGUUGAUGAUCACGCAGACGAGCAGGAGCACCACGCUGCCGGCCGGUUUUGAUCCGUUUCCUCGGCCUUUGCGAACCGCCACUCCCAACGCAGCCACUGUUGCGGCAAAACAAGACCAGCCCAAACUGCCUCCAGCGCCGCCUCCAGCACCUGCACGCGAACUAACACCUCCUGCCACGCCAAAGAAGGAUCCAUCUUCUUCCGACCCUCCUCCUGUUCAAGCGGAUCAAGUCGAGCUGCCUCCUUCUCCACCAUCGAGCAGGCAGCCCAGCUUUAACCCCAACGCUCAGGUGUUCGUGUCUGGUGGAGCGCGACAGCCGUCGCAGUUUUCGCAGCCGGCUGCUUCACAGCCUGCUGAACAGCAGGAGGCAAAGAAAUUCCAAAAGAAGAAGAAGCCGGCCAAGAAGCCCCAGAAGCAUCAGCAGAAUCAGGGGCAUCAGCAAAACCAAGAGGAGAAGCCCGCCGUGCCCAAAACCAGCAACGAGUUUAUGAAUAGCACCAACUGGCGCGCCACGGCUCCAGCCGCGAGUCCGCAAAAGGCCAGUGGUGUCCAGAAGCCGCAAGAAGCCGCCAAGUCGCAGAGUGCUGCAGCGACAGUCAACAAUAACACUAGCAACAGCAACCGCAAUGCGGACCGUUCAGUGACGCCAUCGACGCCCCCCGAGCCCGCCUACAAAAAGGGCGACAAGGUAGACGUCAGCAAGGGCGAGACCUUCCUCAAGCACCGCUUUAACGUCAUGUCGGAGCUCAGAGGCCGGUCGCAAAAGGAAGACAGGAGUAGCAGGCUCACCUCGUCGACCUCCACUUCCGCGCCUGUGCAGGGCGGCGCUGUUGACUCGUCCACAUCAUCCUUCGCGGCAAAGGCUCGAAACUCUGACAACGGGAAGCCGAUCCCCUCGCCCGAGUCGUUUAACGCAUGGCCCAGCCUCCCCAGCAGACCCGGGACGGACCAGCCGGACGCGUCGUUGUUGACGCCCCGAGGUGGCGGCCUCAAGCGCGAUGGCGAAAAGAAGGCAUCUUCGCCAGUGAGCAGUGAGAAGAGCGCCGGCACCGCCGCCGCUGAAGCUAAGGGUUCUAGGGUGGCUACGUCGACGUUGCUUAGCUUGAAGCUGACGCAGCACAAGACCCGUGCUAUGAGCAGUGCCAACUAAAUAGGCGACAUGAGAGAGAGAGAAUGAAGAAUGGAGAUUAAUCUUUGGGAUUUUGCAGGAAAUGUUGGUGAUAUAUGAAGGAAUGAAGUCACGAUUGAGAGAUGAAUGAAUGUAUGGGUAUGAAUCAGCCGAGUCUGAUGCCAUCGUGUAAAGAGUUAGCUUCUUUUCUUGAUCUCCCCUUUUUUCAACAGGCAAAAUAUCAGUACUUACCACUUUAAUCAAACCUCUUUGCAG